CAUUAACCGUAUGAUUCUUUUCUUCUUUACUUUCCUUUACUUUCCCUCAUUAUCUUCGCACUUUUGUUUCAAGUAAAACAGUUAAGAAAGUUUAAACGCCAGCAGCAUCAGAUGGCAUCACCGGAAAAUCAGUCGAGCAUCGAAACGCCGUCGUUUCAUUCAUCCUUCGCCGAUUCCUGGAUCACCGAAGCCUUCUCUCGCGACAACCAGGCGUUGACUAUAGCACUACAAAAGUCAAUCUCCGAUUCCUUCGUCAACCCCGUCGCUUGGCCCGCGCCCGAAACAUCCCCAAAACGACAGCGCACAGCCAAUCCGCCGCCGCUGCCUCUAACCGAGAAAAUCUCCAAACGCAAGCCGCGGGCUUCGAAGCGGUCUCAAACCACGUUUAUAACGGCGGAUCCGGCUGAUUUCAGGCAGAAGGUGCAACAGGUGACUGGUUUCAGUUUCGGCGAAGGGCAGGUGCCGGUGAGUCCGAUCCUUAAGCCCGAGCCUCAGAGACCCGGCAACCGGUUGCAUAACGUUGCUGGCCCAGGAUUUUUACCGACGCUGGAUACCUCGGCGGUCUUGUUGGAUCAUCAGCAACCAUUUUCUGGAGCAGUUGUCGGGUCUAGCUUAGAUUGUGAAAUUUUCCCGAGCUUUCCCACUCUAGAUUCCUGGAAAGUUUAAUUUUUGUUUUUAAUUUACUUCCCACCCUAAGAUAUCGUGGAUAAUGUAAGGGUUAGGAAUGCUAAUGAAAAUUGGAGUGGGAUAAUUAACUUU
Molecule: messenger RNA, 759 nt
Organism: Hibiscus syriacus
Lineage: Eukaryota; Viridiplantae; Streptophyta; Magnoliopsida; Malvales; Malvaceae
Product: calmodulin-binding protein 25-like
Exons: 1
Coding region: 112-666 (184 amino acids)
Biological process (GO): response to osmotic stress
Cellular component (GO): nucleus
Molecular function (GO): calmodulin binding
Source: RefSeq, a predicted model, not a curated record